Messenger RNA from Laetiporus sulphureus 93-53, 1251 nucleotides. RefSeq lists its product as uncharacterized. The record is from RefSeq and is a predicted model, not a curated record. The transcript is spliced from 7 exons. NCBI's taxonomy places the organism in Eukaryota, Fungi, Basidiomycota, Agaricomycetes, Polyporales, Laetiporaceae. The coding region runs from base 1 to 1251 and encodes 416 amino acids.
AUGCCUCAGCUCCAUGACGAUCGUCUGCCACUCAAGAAGGCACGAGCAAUAAUCUACAGCGAUGAAGAGGAAGACAUUCGACGUGAUUGUACUAGACCACAAAUGAGCACUCGCUUAGUUGAACAUCUCUUCGAUGACGAUGUCCCAUGUAGGUCACGUUCGCACAGCACUGGACAAGAUAACCAGCAAGAUGAAGAUGAUCAACAGGAAGACGAGGAGCAGGAGGAUGAUGGCAUCGAGCCGAGGCAUUUCGAGAAGCUCAUCCGUGAGAUGCGCUAUAGCAAGGCAGACAAUGAUGACGAGAGUGCUUCGAAGCUCAUAGAGCAUUACAGCACUCUCCUGAGGAUCAUACCUGGCCUGGCGAAGCUUGUUCCACAUUUUGAGAACGAGCCAGAAGACCUUGUUCACUUCACCACCUUCCUGUCUCACAAGGCCCGUUCGGCACGCAUGGACGACCUCAGCAAUGUAAAGAAAAACAUAUUAAGAUUUGUUCCGACAAUCAGAAACAUUCCGUACAUUGACUCUGAGCAUCCGAAGGAAGCACGAGGAUUCCAUCACUUCGCGACUGCACAUCUUUUAUGCCCUCGUCGAAUGCGCAAACACUUCGAUGAGGAACCCGAGAAGUUCUGCAAGGAUGUCCUCGAGGGCCAGAUUUUCAUUGCAUCCACAGACCUCCCAUCGAUGGUCUAUCCCGAGAAUGGUUACAAUCCAUGUGCUGUCGAUGAAAAUGCCUUGAAGAGUGACCUGCUGGCUUCGUGCUUUCGAGCGCUGUUCACGGGACCUCGCAGUGGCAAACUGCCGAGGAACAAGGUCCCUGGUGAGCACAAGAAGGGAGGUGGACGUAACCCUAUCACCUACAAUUACCGCAUGAAAGAAUGCAAUGAAUACAACAUUGCGUAUCUUGUAACUUUGGCUCGCUUUGCAGCAAACUCCCAGUUCGAAUGGACUGAGGCAGACGGCGACUUCUGCAGCGAAGAAUUCUUCAAUUUCAUCCUCGCUCUCUUUGAAGACCCCGAGUGGCAUGAGAAGACACUUGCUUGGUACAAUGCUGAAGUAUUUGGAAAGGGACCUCGCGCAAGCAGCGAGGACUCAGCUCAACUAUAUGUGGGCCCAUCUUCGCUAGGUCUCCUCGCACAGCAGCGUGCUGCGAGGCGUGCCAUGACACAGGUUGCCACUCCUCCUCUGUCAAGCGAGGAUGGUAGAUCAGAGAUUGAAGAGCCCGUCGAUGCGAGUACAAGCCUCAGAGCUUGA